Molecule: messenger RNA, 8493 nt
Organism: Rattus norvegicus (Norway rat)
Lineage: Eukaryota; Metazoa; Chordata; Mammalia; Rodentia; Muridae
Source: RefSeq, a predicted model, not a curated record
AGAAAUUUCUCAGAAUUCUGACCUUUUCUGCAGAUUUGUCUGUAUGUUCUGUUAUGAUCUUUAUUCUAAUAAGAAUCUUAUAAAUAACCACUUAUUAAGAUUAUUUUUGACUAUUCAUUACCUUAUACUUUUAUUAAACUAUUAUUACCAAUUUCUUAACAUUUUCAUAUUGUCUGAAACAUUUGUAGACAUUUUUAUCUUAUUCCUUGGUGUGAUUAGUUUUAUGUUAACUAGACACAAACUAGAAUCACUGGAGAGGAGGAACACUCAAUUGAGUAAUUGUCUCAAUAACAUCAGGCUAUCUAUAUGCAGACUUGUAGGGUAUUUUCUUAAUACUUACUUGUGUGAGAGGACCCAGUCCAUUGUGGGUGGGGUGCCACCUUGGCAAAUGUGGCCCCGGGUUCCAAAAGAAAGGAGACUGAGCCAGCCAUAGUGAGCAAAACAAUAAACAGCAUUACUCUGUGGCCAGUGGAUCAGCACCCAUGUACAGGGGUCUGCCUUACUUGAUUACCUGUCCUGACUUGUUCCAAUAAUGAACAGCAAUGAUGAAGUAUAAGCUAAAUAUUCUGCAAAGAUUUGUAUCAACUUGAAACAUGCUAAAGUCACCUGAGAAGGGGAGGGAGAAUAAGUUAAGAAAAUGUCUCUAUUAAAUUGGCUUGUAGGAAAACUUGUAAUAGUAUUACUCAGCCCAUUGUGGGUGAAGCCAUUCUGAGGCUGGUAAUCAUGAAUUCUCUAAGGAAGCAGUCUGAGAAUUACAUUAUGAACAAGCCAGUUAGUAGAACCACUCUGGCCUCUGUAUCAUCUCCUGCCUCCACUCUUUGGCCCUGUUUGAUAUUCUGUCCUGAUGUCUUUCAGUGAUGGAUUAUGGUGUGUAGGUAAUCACCUAACAAAGCUUUCCUCCUUACCUUGUUAUUGGUCAUGGUGUUUCACCACAGCAAGAGUAAUCAUAAUAAAGUUACCAAAAUAAUCCUUUCCUCCUUAGUUUGCUUUUGGUCAUGGUCUUUCAUCCAGUAAAAAAUAACUAACUAAAAUACUUUGUUUCACAUUAAAAAACUUAGUAUGGGGUGGUUGGGCGGGAUGGGAGAAAGUUUCAUAUGGUAUUACAUUGCUCUUCUUGUUUUUAUUAUUUUUUAUUUUGAAACAGAGUUUCUCUAACUCAUAUAGCCCUAGUAGUCCUAAAACUUAGGCAAAGUCCUGUUUUCUUCUGCUUACUGCAUGCUGUGACUGAAGAAAUGCACUCCAAUUCCCAGUGAAACAUUUUUAUUUCUCUCUCUCUCUCUCUCUCAUAUAUAUAUAUGUAUAUAUAUAUAUAUAUAUAUAUAUAUAAUUUGUUUGCUUCUUUCUUCAUUCUUUCCUUCCUUGAAACAUACAUUUUUCAUUUAGCCCUGGAUGUCCCAAAACUGUGUACACCAUGCUGACCUCAAAAUCAGACAUCUACCUGCUUUUGCCUCUUGGGUACCAAACAGUGUGUACCAUCAAACACAGGUUCUAUGUUUUAUUUUUUUAAAUAUCAGUGUGCUUGUUUUUUUAAUUUUCCUGUUUGUUUUUUAAACAAACACACACACACACACACACACACACACACACACACACACACAAGAAAGAGAGAGACAAAGACAGAGAGACAGAGAGCAUGGAUCUGGAUGGGUAGUAAUCUGGGUAGGAAAAAGAAAAAAAUGAGAAAAAAUAAAAAUAAAUCUGGUCAUUUUAAGAAAAUAAAGAUAUUUCACAUGCUUGUGAACAUGUAAGGACUUUAAAUAUAUUAACAUGAACGUUUAAGCAAUCUAUAGAAUGCAUAUUUUGAACUGAUUGUAUCAAAAAAUAAUAACAUAACAAGCAAAAUUUUGUUAAAUUUUGAAAAAGGUUUGUUACCAUAUAUGAAUUAUAAAUGUUCAUGACAUACUAUGCUUUCUCAAAAUUUGAAUCUAAAAUAAAGUGAUGAAAUCUUGGAGACAAUUCCCUACCUCCUUAUCAUUGCUUUAUGUUGGGAAGCUUGGAUCCCCUAUAUUGUUUGAUCAUUAAAUAUAUAGUGCUGAUUGCACUCAAUAUUGUGUUUGUAAGCUUUCCUUACGUGUAUGAAAUUGUCAAGAUGAUACCUGUCAUAUUUAUGUAGGUAUGUUUUAAAUCUAUUUUGUCUAUUGACAAAAACUAUAUUCAUUUUUUUCUCACAAUUCUAACCAAAUGCCCUCCAUUAGACACAUAUUUUCAAUUUUAUUUUUGCCUUGAAAGAUAUUUAUUAAUUCUUUACUAAUUUCAUACAAAACAUUUUGAGCAUAUUCACCCACACCACCCCAUCUUCUCAUAUUUCUCUUUGACCCUUAUCCUCUUACAAAAAUAACUUUUUUCCAGUCAAGUGCAGUUUGUAUUCUAUUUUGUACUCUAGUGUGUACUAUUGUCACUGGAACCUUCCUUUGAGUGUGGUUGACCUCCUAAGGGUCACAACAGUGAAGAAAUAAACUAUCUCUCAUCUAGUAACUAUCAAAUCUCAAUAGUAUUUUGGAUCAGGGUGAAAUUUCAUGCCUACCUUCUCCAUGUUGUUAUUGUAUCUUAUUUGAGCAUACAUAGUCUUGUACAUGAUUUCAUAAUCAUGCUGAGUUCAAAUGUGCAAGUCUUGUGGGCAGAAAAUAUUGUUUCCUUGAUGUUAUCCACAGCCUCUGGUCGUUACAAUCUUCCUAUUUCUUUUUGCCAUGAUUGCUCAUCCUUGUUGGUAGAGGUGUGAUAUCUAACACACAUUUAUAGAUUAGCACUGCAUAGUCUAUUAUCUGUAUCAUGAUGAGGCAUUGGUUUAUGUAUUAUUUCUCAUUUGCUGUAAAAAAGAAUCUAUGAGGAGGGCUGAUGGAUGUACUAAUUCAUGGGUACAGCAAUAAGUCAUUAGUGGUUGAUUUUGUAUUUUAACAUAAUAAGACUAUUAAGUUAUCCUCAUGUGUCUAUGACUUACUUACAGUCUUGCACUUUUAUAGUACCAUGCAUGUUUUCUAUACUAUAGAGUGAACUUAUAUUGAGUCAGACAAAGGUUGGUCCACAUGUAGCAUGUGUGCCCAUCUUAGUACAAGAUGGCAUAACUGAUAAACCCAAUCAUUACUGUAUCCCUCACAGUUCACAACUUAGUGAUAAUGAUGAUUAUUUCAUUUUCUUUGGUAAGUAUGAAUAGCAUCUCCAGCACUUUGAAAUCUAGCCUGGAGAAAUAUAGAAUCUAGGUGACUAACAGCGUGAUUUCUCCAGAGUGAUUCAGGUAUGUAGUGUCCUCAGUCAUAAAGUCUUUCCAUCAAGUUCUGCAGGAUCCAAUCUUGUGUCUUCCUGAUAGAUAUUCUAGAUAAAGAGUAGGAAGAUGUAUGAUAUUUGACUUUCUAAAUGUGAUUCAGAAUGGCUAUUUUAAUUGUAUGGAAGUUCACUGAGAUGUGGAUAUGGUGUAGUUAAUUUUGGUUCCUAGUGUAUUUGAUUUGAGAAUUCCUUUUAAAUUGUUAUUCUUUAACCCGUUUUAGAGUCCAGUCUUCAUCCCCCUCCCAGUCUGCCCCCUGAACACUCCCCAUCCAAUACCUCCUCUGCCUGUCUCCAACUACCACAUCACCCCUAUGAGACCACCUGUCUUUCUGGGACCUCAAGUCUCACCAGGAUUAGGUUCAUCUUCUCUCACUGAGGCCAGACCAGGAAGUUCUCUGCUGUAUAUGUGACAGGGGCUUCAUAUCAGCUGGUAUAUGCUGUCUAUUCAGGGGUUCAGUGUAUGAGAGAUCUCAGGGGUCCAGGUCAGUUGAGAAUGCUUGUCUUCCCAUGGACCAACCCUAUCCUCAGCUUCUUCCACAAUACAUUUUUACUUAAAAUAUUUUCAUAGCUUCUUUUUGUACUCCUAUUUUCAUCUUUGUAGUCUCUCAGGUCCUUAUUUGGUUGCCAUGAUUUUAUCCUGAUAAAUACAAAUGCAUCCUUACAUAUUUGUUUUAAAUUAUGACAUACAUGAAGUCUAUACUUUUCUUCUGUGCUAUGUUACAAGAAAAAAUCAACUUGGUUUAAAGGAAACACACCUUGGACAUUAAAUUUAUAAAUUUCAGCAGCUUCACAAAAAAGGAGUAUGGAGGAAGGAGGAAGAAAGGCAGCAUUCUUUGUGUCAUCAUGCAAAUCAGAUAUGUGGCAGAUGAGCAGCUACAUGAAUGGAAAAAAAAGAAGUUUUAGAAAGGAGUACUGCAGUACAAAGGAUCAAAAAUACAAACAUUACUUGCAGCAAAACUGAAAAACACAAAAACAAAAAUUAAUACGUGUGUGUGUGUGUCUAAAAUACCAGAAUUCAGCAGAACAAUUCUGCAUCUAAAGAUGUCUUGUUCCUUUUAUUUUCAAGUAUGUUUAGUGUAGAAUUAUUCUUCUUCCCUAUGCGUCUUUCCAAAAUACAAAACAUAAUGUGGCUUUUUUAUAAAAGCCCUGAAAAUGUCUUAUUAUGAAAUAUUUUAUGUGUAACUGAAGAACAAUUUGCUAAAUCUAAUCUUAAGGAAACUGUUUAGUGAACAAAAUUCUUUUGCACUAAAAUGCAGUGCUAUUUCUUUGUGUAUGUUUCUUUGGCAUCAUUAAAGGUCUAAUUUUUUCUCUUACCAUAUUAUUAUUAGACAAAUCAACAGUUGCCUAGCAAGGUAAAAUGCUCUAGGUGCAAGUUUGAGGAACUUAGCUCAGACCUUCCAAACAAUAUGAGUAUACUCUUCUAUUCUAAUGAUCAUAUGGAGGGUAAAAUAGGGAGAGGUAACUCUCUACAAGUCAUCUGGCUAGAGGGCAAGACUUAUGUGUUGAAAACAAGGAAGGAACUGUGAAGUCAAUUGGCAGGGAACUAUUUAUUCACUGCAGUACAGAGAAAGGAGAGGCAGAAAGCCUUCAUGAUUUCAAGGUCAGAUUUGUUUACAAAGUGUGUUCCAUCCCAGCUAAGGCUACAUGUUCAGAAUCUCUACCAGUCAAUCAAAUUAGUUAGUCAGUCAAUCAAUAAUUAAACAAAUGAUUAAGAGGCUCCCUGUGAAAUCAUGUGAACAGCCUAGACUGACCCUGGUUGUCCUUCUCGGCCGCAAACUCAUAGUUCAUGAAACUGAUGAACCUACACCUACACAAAACCUCACAUCUAAAUAAGUGCUAUAUAAAACUGAUGAACACACACAAAGGUGAAAUAAAUUUGGGUGAGGUUUCACAGAAAUUAAUCCCAUUAACUGAGAGGCGGAGCCAAGAAGAUCUUCUGUUCUAUAUAGUGCGUGCCAGACCACCCUAUUAAAAAGUCAUAGAAAUGACACCUGUGGCAAUAUAUUAUUUGAAUUAAUUUUUUGCUAACUUUUAAGGUGGAUAUUGUCACAGAAAAGUGGGUGACUGGAUCAAGAUACAUUAUUCUUUCAUAAUCGUAGAGACUGAAAGGCCAAGUUCCAAACAAAAGUUUGGCUGUUUUUCAAAACCUAAUUCCUUAUUCACAGAGUUUUUUUUUAAUUUUUCCACACAUGAAAGAUAAACAAAGCAAUAUAAUGAUAAACUAGUGUCCCAGACAGAAUAAUUAAUGAGUAUAGGAUAUUAAUAAUCUCAUCUAUUUAAAAUGGUCAUUCUCAUUCCAGUUAUUCAUGAGAAGAUAUUAAAAUAAUGAGUUCAUAGAAACAUUUAUAUUUAUAUUAUAAAACCACUGCACAAAAGAGCAAGGUUGUAUGGUCUAUGGCUUCCUCCUGUAUAAUUUUUUGAAAUCUAUGCAGGUAUAAGUUUAAGAACUACCAGUUUGUUCUGGCCCUGAUGUUUGCCAUUGAGGAGGUAAACAGAAACCCUCAUCUUCUACACAAUACAACUAUUGGAUAUGAUAUCUAUAAUAUUCCAUAUACUGAAAAGAAUAUUCUUUAUAGUGCCCUUCUUUGGCAUACAGGGAUAAUCAAUCCCCUUCCUAACUGUGACUGUGGACACAAGAGAAAGUCACCUGUUGUACUCACAGGACCAUCAUGGUCAGCAUCUGCCCAUAUUGGAACACUGCUACAACUCUACAAAAUACCUCAGUGCUCGUUUUCUAAGUUUGACUGUCAACUUUUGGAGAACUGCCAACUCAAUGCUUCUUUGGAAUUACUACCCAGACACAUUUUUGACCCAACUAUGAGUGAAGAAGGAUACAAUAUAUACAAUGCUGUGUAUGCUGUGGCCUAUAGUCUCCAUGAGCUAAGUCUUCAACAAAUACAAAUACAACCAUAUAUCAAUGAAAAAGGAAUGGUAUUCUCCCCCUGGCAGCUUCUCCCUUUCUUAAGGACCACAAUAAAUAAAAGUCAUGUGAAAGGACACACAGUAAUGGAUGGAGGAAGAAACUUAGAUACAAAGUAUGACAUUCUUAAUUUUUGGAAUUUUCCAAGUGGUCUUGGAUUAAAGGUGAAAGUAGGAACCUAUUCUCUAAGUUCUUACAAGGAUGUACAGUUCUCUUUAUGUGAAGGGAUGAUACAGUGGCCUACAAGGUUUACAAAGAUUCCUCAGUCUGUAUGCAGUGAGAGCUGUAGGCCUGGACUCAGGAAAGCUGCCCAGGAAGGCAAGGCUGUCUGCUGCUUUGAUUGUACUCCUUGUGCAGAAAAUGAGAUUUCCAAUGAGACAGAUAUGGAUCAGUGUGUGAAGUGCCCAGAAAGUCACUAUGCCAACGCAGAAAAGAACCACUGCCUCCGGAAAUCUGUGAGCUUUUUGGCCUAUGAAGAGCCACUGGGAAUGGCACUCACCAUCACAGCACUGGGCUUCUCUGUGCUGACAGCUGUGGUUCUUGUUGUCUUUGUGAAGCACAGAGACACACCCAUUGUCAAGGCUAACAACCGGUCUCUCAGCUAUAUCCUGCUAUUGACACUCUUCAUCUGUUUCCUCAGUUCCUUGCUCUUCAUUGGACAGCCCAGGACAGCCACUUGCAUCUUGCAGCAGACAGCAUUUGGAAUUUUGUUUACUGUGGCUCUCUCCACAGUGUUGGCCAAAGCCAUUACUGUGGUUAUUGCAUUCAAGGCCACUGUUCCAGCUAGAAUGGUGAGGUGGUUAAUGGUAUCAAGAGCCCCUAAUUUCAUCAUUCCCUUCUGCACACUGAUCCAAAUUAUUAUCUGUGGAAUCUGGUUAGUUACCUCUCCACCCUUCAUUGAUCAAGAUACUCAUGCCGAGCUUGGUCACAUCAUCAUUGUGUGCAACAUGGGUUCAACAGUUGCCUUCCACACUGUCCUGGGGUACCUCUGCUCCUUAGCACUUGGGAGCUACACCAUGGCCUUCUUGUCCAGGAAUCUGCCUGACACAUUCAAUGAAGCCAAGUUCCUGUCAUUCAGCAUGCAGGUAUUCUUCUGUGUUUGGAUCACGUUCCUCCCUGUCUAUCACAGCACAAAAGGAAAGGUCAUGGUGGCUAUGGAAGUAUUCUCCAUCUUGGCUUCCAGUAUAGCACUCCUUGGAUUGAUUUUUGCACCCAAGUGCUACAUUAUUUUGUUAAGGACAGAAAAAAACUCCUGUCCUGGUAUCAGGCACAAAAAACAUUCAAAAAGCAAUAUCCAUUUAAAUUUAGUUAAAAAUUAAAAUUUAUCUAUGAUAGUGGUUUAGUCUAGUGCCACAGCAUUGUAAAUACCUUAUUUAGAUAUAACAGGAUAUGAUUAUGUACACUUGUAGUUCUUUAUCUAAUUCUAUUAAACUCUCUUUGUACUGAAACCAUUCAUUUUAUAUUAUGUUUUAGGUUCUUUGGAUAAUUUUUGGAACACAGUUUUAAUAUGUGCUCCUUUUGGCCUACUGUCCCUUAACUAUACUAGUGUGGCAUAAACUAAUGGAUUAAAAAGUGUGUUCCUCCUCAUACAAAGUGCUGCUGUAGAAAAUGUCUCACCAUGUCAGCUUUAUUGCAUUCAUUUUGCCCUUUCAAAAAAUAUUUAUGUGACUGAUGUUUAUUGACUCCAGACUAUUCUAUUAUAUUCUGUAUACUCUGUAACUGGACCACUAUUACAGCAAAGUGUCUCUCAAUAUUCAAUUUGACAGGUUCUUAUUUCCAGUGAACUGAAAAAAAAAACAUGUUUUUUAAUUAUAGUAGAAGUUCCUUCUAUUUUAAUGUACUGUAAGUCAGGAAAAAUGAAGCUUCUUACUGUGCAUACCUCCAAGAGAUGCCUGAAUUGUAACUAGCAUCUGUUUAUAAACUUAGAGCUCAGGAACAGGAUGUGAGUGACUAAGCAGGCAUUUCAUAAUCUGUUAUGAGCAUACCACAUUGUAGAGAGGCAUUCAGGUUCAGCUUAGAUUAACAAGAGCAUUGUGAAAGAUGGAGUUAGCAAAAUACUACAGCAGAGGUAAUAUGGAGGUUAUAUACUUCAUUGAGAAAAGUAAAACUCUUUCUUCUUUUUCAAUUGGUUAUUUCAUUUAUUUACAUUUCAAAUGUUGUCUCCACUCCCUGGUUUGCCCUUCACAAAGCCCCUAUCUCAUACAACCCUUCCCCAAGCUUCUAUGAGGUUGCUCCUCGACCUACCCACCCACUCUUGCCUAAAGGCAAUAGGCCCCCUUCACUACAGCAUUGAGCUUCCACAGGACCAAGGG